CAUAUGAGGAUUCAUACCGGUGAGAAACCGUACAAUUGUUCAAAGUGUGGGAUGAAUUUCACCCAGAAAGAGAAUUUGGAUAAACAUAGAAGGAGGAUUCAUAGCGGUGAGAAACCGUACAGUUCUUCGGAAUGUGGGAUGAAUUUUGCCGAUUCAUCGAGUCAGCUUAGGCAUUCGAGGACUCACACUAAUGAAAAACCGUACGCUUGUUCUGUGUGCAAUAAAAAAUUCUCUCAAUCAAGUGAUAUGAAACGUCAUAUAAAGAUUCAUAGCAAUAAUAGGCCCAGAUUUAGCUGCAAAUGCGGCAAAACUUUCCUGCGGAUGUCCUUGAAAAAACACGUGAAGAAUUGUGUAGGAUGA
This is a messenger RNA of Loa loa (African eye worm), 360 nucleotides long. Its product is annotated as zinc finger protein. The annotation marks the transcript as partial. Gene Ontology annotation, biological process: regulation of transcription by RNA polymerase II. The record is from RefSeq and is a predicted model, not a curated record. Lineage: Eukaryota; Metazoa; Nematoda; Chromadorea; Rhabditida; Onchocercidae. The transcript has a single exon. Gene Ontology annotation, molecular function: DNA-binding transcription factor activity; RNA polymerase II cis-regulatory region sequence-specific DNA binding.